Messenger RNA from Fulvia fulva, 2763 nucleotides. RefSeq names its product putative coatomer subunit gamma. Gene Ontology annotation, biological process: protein secretion; endoplasmic reticulum to Golgi vesicle-mediated transport; intra-Golgi vesicle-mediated transport. The record is from RefSeq and is a predicted model, not a curated record. Gene Ontology annotation, cellular component: endoplasmic reticulum; COPI vesicle coat; endoplasmic reticulum-Golgi intermediate compartment. The transcript has 3 exons. The coding region runs from base 1 to 2763 and encodes 920 amino acids. Lineage: Eukaryota; Fungi; Ascomycota; Dothideomycetes; Mycosphaerellales; Mycosphaerellaceae. Gene Ontology annotation, molecular function: structural molecule activity.
AUGGCCCCAUACAAAAAGGACGAGGACGAUGCGGGCAUUGUCAAGGUGGACAGGACCUCCGUCUUCCAGGAAGCCCGAGUGUUCAACACCUCCCCCAUCUCCCCCCGAAGAUGUCGCAUCCUCCUCACCAAAAUCGCGCUCCUCCUAUCGACCGGCGAGAAGUUCCCGACCAACGAGGCCACCACGCUCUUCUUUGGCAUCUCGAAGUUGUUCCAGAACAAGGAUGCCUCCCUCCGACAGAUGGUGUACUUGGUCAUUAAAGAGCUGUCGCAGACUGCCGAGGAUGUCAUUAUGGUCACGAGCAGUAUCAUGAAGGACACGGCAGUGGGAAGUGAUGUCGUAUACAGGGCCAACGCCAUUCGUGCACUGUGCAGAAUCAUAGAUGCCUCGACUGUGCAAGCGAUUGAGCGAAACAUCAAGACCGCCAUCGUUGACAAGACACCAUCCGUUUCCUCGGCAGCAUUGGUAUCCUCGUACCACCUCCUCCCAAUCGCGAGAGACAUUGUUCGAAGAUGGCAGAGCGAAACACAAGAGGCAGCUUCUUCAGCCAAAUCGUCGGGCGGAUUCAUGGGCUUUGGUGGGUCGUCGCAACAGCUACACGCCGCGAACACGAACUACAUGACACAGUACCAUGCGAUUGGUCUCCUCUACCAAAUGCGCUCGCACGACAGAAUGGCUUUGGUCAAGAUGGUGCAACAGUACAGCGCUCCGGGUGUCGUCAAGUCGCCAGCUGCUAGAGUCAUGCUCGUGAGAUUGGCCGCGAAACUUGCCGAGGACGAGCAGAGCUCAAGGAAACCAAUGAUGAAGCUGUUGGACGAGUGGCUGCGGGAUAAGAGCGAGAUGGUCAACUUCGAGGCUGCAAAGGCCAUUGGAGACAUGCCGCAUCUUACGGACCAGGAAGCCAACCAAGCGAUCCACGUGUUGCAGCUGUUCUUGACCUCGCCACGAGCAGUCACCAAGUUCGCUGCAAUUCGCAUCCUCCACCAAUUCGCAUCCUUCAAGCCAGACGCUGUCCGACAGUGUAACCAGGAUAUCGAAUCGCUCAUCUCGAACUCGAACCGAUCCAUUGCCACCUUUGCCAUCACCACAUUGCUCAAGACUGGCAACGAGGCUUCAGUGGAUCGUCUCAUGACACAGAUCAGCACUUUCAUGUCAGAGAUUACGGAUGAGUUCAAGGUCACGAUUGUCGAGGCCAUUCGCACAUUGUGCUUGAAGUUUCCAUCGAAGCAGGCUCGCAUGCUACAGUUCCUGUCUGGCAUCUUGCGUGACGAAGGCGGCUAUGACUUCAAGCGCAGUGUUGUGGAGAGCAUGUUUGAUCUGAUCAAGUUCGUUCCGGAGAGCAAAGAGGAAGCUCUUGCACAUCUCUGCGAGUUCAUUGAGGACUGUGAGUUCACUAAGCUUGCAGUGCGGAUUUUGCACUUGCUCGGACUGGAGGGACCAAGGACUGCACAGCCAACGAAGUACAUCCGAUACAUCUACAACCGUGUUGUGCUGGAGAACGCUAUCGUAAGAGCAGCUGCUGUCACCGCGCUGGCCAAGUUCGGCGUUGGCCAGAAGGAUCCAGAGGUGAAGCAGAGUGUCCAUGUCCUGCUCAAACGAUGCUUGGACGACAUCGAUGAUGAAGUUCGCGACCGUGCAGCACUCAACCUUCGUCUCAUGAAGGAGCAGGAUGACGAAGUUGCUGCACGUUUCGUGCGAAAUGACUCCAUGUUCUCACUUCCUGUCCUCGAGGAUCAGCUCGCGCACUACGUCAAUGGUGGCAGCGCUGAGGCUUUCGCCAACCCAUUCGACUUCUCCAACGUCCCAGUCGUCAGUCGCGAGCAGUCACUCGCUGAAGACCGCACGAAGAAGCUCACGACUGCCACACCUACUCUCAAAGCACCCACUGUUGGACCCAAGAAGACCGACGCAUCUGCUGCCGAAGCUGCUGCGACCGCGACCGCCGUGACACAGAAGUACGCCCAGCAACUUCAAGCGAUCCCAGAGUUCUCAUCGUACGGCCCAGUGCUGAAGAGCAGCCCUGUCAUCGACCUUACCGAGAGAGAAACCGAAUACGUCGUUUCUGCGGUCAAGCACUUAUUCAAGGAGCAUGUUGUGCUUCAGUACGACAUCAAGAACACUUUGCCAGACUAUGUCCUCAGCGACGUUACCGUCAUCUCAAAUCCUGCUCCUGGGGAAGAAGGCGAGGAGUCCGCACUGGAGGACGACGGCUUCAUCAUUCCUGUGCCACUCUUAAAGGCGGACGAGCCCGGCACAGUCUACACCUCUUUUUCGAGGCCGGCUGAUUCCUUCGUGCCAGCAUCUUUCACAAACGUGCUGAAGUUCACACUGAAGGAGAUUGACCCCACAACAUCAGAGCCUGAAGAAGGUGGCUAUGACGAUGAAUACCAAGUCGAAGAUCUGGAGCUUACGGGUGCCGACUACGUCCUGCCCGCCUUUGCUGGCAGCUUUGACAACAUCUGGCAAGGGCUGCCAUCAGCAGAUGAAGCUAGUGAGACAUUGCAGCUUGAAAGCAUUAAGAGCAUAUCCGAUGCUGUUGAAUCGCUGGUGAAGACUUUGGGCAUGCAACCACUGGAAGGUACCGAUGUCGCACUUUCCACUUCAACGCAUACCUUGAGAUUAUACGGCAAGUCGGUCACUGGCGGAAAGGUCGCUGCCACGGUCCGCAUGGCUUUCUCUGCUAGGGCUGGAGUCACUGUGCAGAUCAAAGCGAGAAGUGAAGAAGAUGGCCUGGCUGCGCUUGUGGUCGGUGGCGUAGCAUAG